GAGGGGGGUGGAGGUGUAUUUUAAGCAGAGACGCCUUGCAGAGAUGUGGACCAGCUCUCUGGAGACCGAGCAGAGUGGAUCUGCUGCCACCAGAUGUCGUGGUAACUGCAUGGUUCUGUCAGCCCUGUGCUGGAGCUGCAGGGGCUGGGAUUGUCUGUGUGGUGGGAUCCCCUGACAUGGCCGCAUAGCAGAGCAGCAGGCCUGUUAUACAGGAGCUCUGUGCGUUGCAAAUAACUUGCAGGGCCAAAAUAUUGCGCAGACCUAACCCAACAUUGUAAUAAACACUGUUAAGUAACAGUACUACUUUUUCCUUCUGUUUUUUUUUCUUGUAUUGUUUCCAGAUGAUCUUGCUCAUUUAGAGAAACUUUGGAGUGGAUCUCGUGAGGAAGUAUUCACCCCUCCUCAUUGCUUGGACUUUCUCUAUCUGAUAUUAUGGAAAUACCAAAAUGUGUAACAUCCCCCACUGAGGCAGAUAAUCAGAAGCCAUGCAGAAAGUGGAGCAGCCGUCUGCGGUUUCUGUUGUGGGGCGAUGAAGAAACAUUGAAAUGUAUCUUAUUUCAGGCUGUGACCGUUAAGGCCCGGCCUGUCUGGGAAGCUGCUGGGGAUUACCUUGACUUUGCUGGAAAACAACUCCUUGGCUAAUGUUUUCUACAAAGGUUUUACAUCUUGGUGCCCAGAAAUGGGAUAUGAUUCCAAAAUUCUUCCGAAGGAUUUAUUCUUGCAGUAUUUUUUGGAUCCUUUUUAUUUAAUCUUCUUAUAGUAGCCAGGAGGUCUGCAGGACAUUUGAGUGUCUAAAUAUUCUGUAAAACAUGACUCUUGACUCUUUGAAUCGCAGUGGGUGGAAUGUGUUUGUAAAGGCCAAUUAUCUAGCGAAUUAAUGCGAAGGGUGAGUUACCCAAUUUCAGUGGGGAGUGGUGUUUUACAUGAUGCUUCCACUCUGAAAGGAAUAAUCACAUUAAAAUUGAAAACCCUAGAAUGGUAUACAUUUCUGAGCAUUUUGUCACAGGCCCAGACAAAUGGAUUUUCCAAUGGUUAAACUGUGGUGGAAUAGAUUAGACUUACUGUCAUCCUCUACCACGGAAUGAAAAAAGAAACGAAAAACAUUGUUUUUGUCCCAUUUUGUUUUGUCAAGUUAUAAAAAUAAGCUGCUGGAAUGGACUUGGGGCUGUGAGGGCCUGUUUCUGUGGAAAGCUUGUGGGCGGCACAUGCACUUUGUGACGUCUCAGCCUCUCAGCAGCUCCGAGACACUGGCUGGGAGUUACUGGCUGGGAGUUACUGGCUGGGAGUUGCUGCUGCGCAUCGAGCCACAUGGAGCCGCUGAGCUGUCCUUCCUGUAAGCCUCUCCAACCCUCCCUGUGCUCAGCUCAAGCUUUUUACGUUGCGGCUGAUACUGAUGGCUUUAUAAAGGGGAAACUGCUUCAGACUAGACAGAAAGAAAAAAAAAAACUUUUCACAAGGGUGUAAUGACUGUGAAUGGUGAAUUUUCCUGUUAUAAACAUGUUGGGUGUUUGAGCAACGUGAGCUUUUGUGCUCCAUUUGCUUUAAUGGAGGAGUUAACACGACUGAGUCUGUGAAUUCCUUUUAAGUAUGAUGCAAGCAGCCCAUGUGACUUCAGCCUUGGUUUUGAAAACGGAGGUGGGUUGUGUUACAUGGAAUUGAUUCGUCCCCCGCAACAAAGCAGGGACUGGCUGGGAGCCAUUGCCUCUUUCGUGUGUGGUGCAAGUUAUUCCAGCACAGCUGAGUGGUGUGAAUGUAGGGAGGGCAACAUCUAACUCUGAGCAAACAGUGCAUCCGUUACCCUGGUAACAUCAUUUACCCUGUGAGUGAAAUCCCAGAAUUAUAGUCAGGUAUUUUUUUUUCCUCAAGGAUAAUGUGUGGAUAAUGAGGUCGGGCUCCUGCAGUAAGAGACAGCCUUUUCCACACCAUUCCUCCCUUUCUGUUCUGGUCUUUUUUUGUAGAUUUUAUUGGUUGCAGUCUGUCUGCUCUAACCCCCCCGAACCUUUCUACCACAUUCUCAUCCAGGGUCCUGCAGCUUUUUUGGCCAUCAGGUUGUUGUCUGCCUGGGGCCUUGGCCUCUAGACUGCUACCGCCUUUGUAGCUUCAUGUUUGCUCAGCAUGUCAGUGGCAAAGGUGACCCUGUGGCCUUAGGGAGCAGUGCAGCUUCAUGUUCGCUCAGCAAGCAGUGCUGAAGGUUCCCUCUGGGCUUAGGGAGCAGUGCAGCUUCAUGUUCGCUCAGCAAGCAGUGCUGAAGGUUCCCUCUGGGCUUAGGGAGCAGUGCAGUGCCUGAGUUUGCUUAUUGGUCUUUGUGUCUGUGUGUGUUUCUGUGUUUGCAUGAGCAUCCAUGCACACACAAACAAACAUCCACGGGGGGCUGAUAUGUAGCCUGUGUGAUCCGGACCAUCAGCUGCUCUGCUGCGGGCCCCUCAGCACCAGCGCAGGCUGCAUUUGGACCCGUAUGUCGCAGGAAGCCUGGCCACCUUCAGCGAGCUCAGCAUCCGGGGCUCUCUGCCGCUCCCUUUCUUCUUGGCUGGAUCUCUGCCUGUCUCUGUUCUGUCUGUUUAUGCUUCAUGAGGGAGACUGACUGACUGUAUUCUCUGUAUCCAGCAGACAGUCUCAGGUUACACCCUGUUUGACGCUCAGGCUGUGUCCUUGGCGGGUGGCUGAUGCCGGAUCCUGCCCGUAAUGCCUUUUUGACGGUUUCUGCUCUCUCUUCAGUGUACCACUAGCUUUUUAAAAAUGGAUUUCUGCAGUUUUCCUUUUUUCAUGUGGGUCUCUCUAGGUUGUCCCUCUGCUAAAGGCUGGUCUCCAGGGCUCUGCUGCCUGACAGUACCUCUCUGAAGGCAAAGGCGCUCUGCACACAUUCGCUUUGCCUUUGGCCAGGCUGAGCUUCCUGCCUCCCGCUUUCUCUUCUGUGGUGUCAUCUUGGUCUUUCUGCCCCAGCUGUAGCUUGCCCUGGGGGGGGCAUCGGUGCUGGCUGUGGCAUACACUGUCUAGCUGAAUUACUCGCAUAAGCAGGUUGUUUGCUUGAAGAAAACAUAGCGGAAAAACCCUAAAGUAAAAAACUAAGGCAUUUGUUUUUGGUCUCCUGAGCAGGUGAAAGUAAAUUUAAUAACGUAUCUGUAUUCUCUGCCGCCACCCAGGUCAGACAUGAUGCCCGGACAGAUCCCUGACCCCUCCUUGGCCCCUGGUGCCAUCCCCAGCCUGGGGCCGCUGGCCGGGGUCCCCGGGGCCACGCUAACAGAGCAGCUGCGGCUGGCCGACCUGCACACCCUAGGGGCCAUGAUCUCUCCUCUACACUUCCUGAGCAGGCUGGGGAAGAGGCCUUCCCCCCUGAAAGAGGAGAUGAAUGAGGAUGAGGAGAGGAGGAAGCGGCGGAGAGAGAAGAACAAGGUGGCGGCAGCACGGUGCCGUAAUAAGAAAAAAGAGCGGACAGACUUCCUGCAGAAGGAGUCAGAGCGCCUGGAGCUGGUGAACUCGGAGCUGAAGGCCCAGAUUGAGGAGCUAAAGCAGGAGCGGCAGCAGCUCAUUGUCAUGCUAAACCGGCACCGGCCAACCUGCAUCGUGCGGACCGACAGCAUCAAAACCCCUGAGACUGAGGCCAACCCCCUGCUUGAUCAUCUGGGGGCCAAAUAAGCAGCGACUGCUAUUAUGUGACGAUUUACAGCCAGAGCGAGCAGCACUGUCAGUCUGGGCUCUGUCGGCAGGGACAGACCUGCGGAGUGGAUGCCUACUUUGCCAAGGUUUCCCUGUCCUGUUUGUAGCGGGACUGGUUCCUGGCACUGUUGACGUGUAGCAUCCUGAGAUUAGCACCACCAUCGUCGUUACGAAGGAAAUGCAGCAGAAAGGGACCAUGGCGAACUGUUGAAUGACACUAAAGUCAAACUGUCCGGUCUGCCACAGGUAUCCAAGAAAAGGCACAUCAUCCUUUUGUUGUGCUUCUAUAUAUCCUGGCUGGAUUUAAAUAUAACAGUAUUUGAGAAAUGCUGAUUUUAGAUUUUAUGUUCUGCCCCAGCGGGUGGCAGCGAUCGGUUGAUCCGAAUCCUUUUUUUUUUUUUUUUUGUGGUGAUGCGGGCAUCACAAGAGCACAUCUCUGUUUACAGUCAUAUGGAUUUUGUUACUAUGUUUGUUACGUGUUAAUUUGCUUUGUAUUUGGAUUUUUUAUAUACUGCUAUAUUCAUGAAAUAUGAAAUCACUAGAUGUGAUACCUUGUACAUAAGCUUUUGUAUUCUGCAUGUGUUGCUUUUUCUCCUGAUUAGUAUUGUGUGUCCAUUCCUGGCAGAGUGGUUUUUCCUAAGUUUUGUACUAGUAAUAUGUAUGUCUUCAUACCAAUACACAACCUAUUGUGAAAUACUAAAGGACUUCCAUUGUGUUGUCUAUUAAAUAUUUUCUACUGGCCUUGAUGGCAUCCAGUAAA
Paramormyrops kingsleyae is the source of this 4414-nucleotide messenger RNA. The record is from RefSeq and is a predicted model, not a curated record. NCBI's taxonomy places the organism in Eukaryota, Metazoa, Chordata, Actinopteri, Osteoglossiformes, Mormyridae.